Molecule: messenger RNA, 354 nt
Organism: Fragaria vesca subsp. vesca
Lineage: Eukaryota; Viridiplantae; Streptophyta; Magnoliopsida; Rosales; Rosaceae
Product: serine/threonine-protein phosphatase BSL3-like
Exons: 1
Coding region: 1-354 (117 amino acids)
Source: RefSeq, a predicted model, not a curated record
AUGGGCGUGGACUCCUCGAUGGCGCCGGAGGCCGAUCACGAUCCGGCUGUACAGAACCAGAGCACGACGGCGGUGGAUGGGGGAGAACAGCUAGGAGAACAACAGCCUCAGUCUCCGGCUUCCCCGGCGGCGCAACAGCUUCAGUCUCCGGCGUCGCCGCAGCAGACUCCGGUGGCCGGACCGAGGCAUGCCCCGACGUACUCGGUGGUCAAUGCGAUUUUAGAGAAGAAGGAGGAUGGGCCGGGGCUGAGGUGUGGCCACACGUUGACUGCGGUCGCCGCUGUUGGCGAGGAGGGCAGUCCUGGAUACAUUGGACCCCGGCUGAUUCUGUUCGGCGGUGCCACCGCCCUUUAG